AUGAGCAUGGGGGGCGGCUGUGGGGCGACUCCCUUCCGCGGCGAGCGCAACCGGCGAGACGGCUGAUCGGGAGGGACCGGCAUGCGGGCGAGGCUCGACAUUUUCUACUCUUAAGGACACCUCAACGCAAAGAUGACCGAGGGCAGACUGUGUCAAGUUCAGCUGCUGGAUGACAGGAAGCUGGAGCUGCUGGUUCAGCCAAAGCUGCUGUCAUACGAACUCGUCGACCUGGUCUCCUCCCAUUUCAACCUCAAAGAGAAGGAAUUCUUCGGACUUGCAUUUUUUAAUGAGAACGGUCAGUGUAAGUGGCUGCAGAUGGACCGCAGAGUUCUUGAUCAUGACUUUUCCAAGAGGCAUGGCUCAAUUGCCCUCAACUUCCUGGUCAGAUUCUAUGUAGAAAACAUAACACAGCUCAAGGACAUCAUAACAGUGGAGUUAUUCUUCCUGAAUGCAAAAUCUGCUGUCUACAAUGGGAUUAUAGAAGUUGAGAGUGAGAAUGUCUUCAAAUUGGCAGCAAAUGCUUUGCAGGAGUCUAAAGGAGACUACACAAGUGAUGAAGCCACACGAGCUGACUUAAAGAAACUGCCCACUCUUCCCACUAAAGUCCUCAAGGAGCACCCAUCACUUGCAUACUGUGAGGAUCGAGUCACCGACUAUUAUAAACAACUAAGAGGAGUCUCCAGAGGACAGGCGAUUGUGCAGUAUCUGACACUUGUGGAAUCCUUGCCCACAUACGGUGUCCACUAUUAUGAAGUGAAGGAUAAACAAGGGAUGCCAUGGUGGCUUGGGAUCAGCUAUAAAGGCAUUGGCCAGUAUGAUCUACAAGAUAAGCUGAAGCCUAGAAAGCUUUAUCAGUGGAAGCAACUGGAAAAUUUGUACUUCAGGGAGAAAAAGUUUGCAGUGGAGGUUAAUGACCCACACAGGAGAGCAGUAACCAAACGGACCUUCGGACAGACAGGCCUCCUCAUCCACACUUGGUAUGCGAGCCACUCUUUAAUCAAAACUAUUUGGGUCAUGGCUAUUAGCCAACACCAGUUCUACUUGGACAGAAAACAAAGCAAAACUAAACUCGGGGCCUCGAAAAGCUUGGAGGAAAUCGCCAUGGAUCUCACUGAGCAUGCAGGGGCAAAGAUAAACAAACUUGGAGAGUCAAUCCUGAAAAAUAACUUGAUUACAGCCAGCAAUGGGAGCCUGGUAUCAACAGGUUCUGGAGACUCCGAAAUGAGUGAGGAGCAGAAGAAAGAGAAACUUUCUGAGCUGAGAAAAAAAGAGCAGGAGAUUCAAGAUCUCUUGGCCAAGAAGACAAAGGAACUAAAGAAGAUUUGUUUGAGGGAAGCGGAGCUUACUGGCAAGCUGCCAAAGGAGUACCCCUUGUCUUCAGAUGAACGACCACCACAGGUUAGACGGCGAGUUGGCACUGCUUUCAAGUUGGAUGACCUUUUCCCUUACAAUGAGGAUCCUUUUCUGAGAAAUCUGGAGAGCAGAUUUGCCCUCCAGCAGAAGAUAGUGGAGGCUGCUAAAAAGCUGGCAAAUGAGUCAGAACUGUGUAAGACAGUCAAGAAGAAAAGGAGGAGAAACUGUUUAGAUGCUAUGCACAAGCUUCAGCAGAUUGAGAAUGAGAUGAACCAUUACCGAAUCAAGAAGGGGAAAAGACCCACUCAGCGAGCUUCAGUAAUCAUUGCUGAUGAAAUCAUGCGAUCAGAUUGUAGCUCCUUGUCCAGCCUCCCGUUGGAGGACGAUGACUCGGAUAGCGCUAGUCAGCGGCCACGAUCACGGUCUGUGCAAGACUCCCCACAGUUCAGCCCAUUACGCUCACUGGGAGCAGAAUACGAUGUGGAGAGGCAAACAUCUCCAAGGGAAAAUAACCAUAACAAAAGAUUAGCUUUUGAAGGCCAAGAGGCUUCCCUCUACUACCACAAACCAAGAGAGGUCUCCUCCAUCCACAGUAGCCCUUAUAAAACCCUCCCCAGACCUCCCAGAGACCCCCGCAGCAUGCCUCCCACACCAGUUAUGACCCGCAAUGCCUACAGCAGCAGCCAGCUCAGGUGCGAAGGCUUGCCUCAUGGCUUCAGGGCUCGCAGUGGAAGUUUGGAGUCACAGCCCCAGUUGAGAAAGGACGAAGACCCAGAGAAGCCAGUUUUCACCUUGUCACCAGCCCACCGCAGCAACAGCACAGAGAUGUUGGAGGAUUGCUCUUCCUACACCAGUCAGUCCAGUCUGGACUUCUGCGGGCCUGCCAGUUCCCAAUACAGCACCUUAGAUUCCCGAAACUCCACCAUGCAUCGUCUCCACCGCAACGUGGAAGUGUAUGGAAAUACAGGGAGCAUGCCCAACCUGGUGCAGCACCAUUCUGGGUGUAGUUACGCCUGUGAGACCUCAGCACACUAUGCACCCAGUGCCUACUACGUCUCCGGCUGUCCGUGUCCAGACAUGGAGCCUUACGCUAAUGGUUCCUAUGUGUAUGAGAGUGACGUAGAAGGCCACUACAACGUCAACCCCUCGUAUCAAAUGAACGGCUAUCACGGACAUGACAGAUUCAGGCAUUACGGCUCUGACCGAGCUGACGGCCUUUCCCAGAAUCCCUACGCGACGGUGAGGCCGCCACGGAGCAGGGAGGGACCCAGAAAUGAACUUUUGGCAAAGAACAUGCAGAAGGCUAUGGUAGCAGAACAUCUGAGAGGGUGGUACCAUCGGAACCGUGUCCCCAGAGAAGGAGAGCGAGCGGGAUAUGACUUUGACUGUGGCUCUCAGCUCAGCCUAGGCUACCAGACCAUGCCGGCGGCAUUCAGCCAUUCCAGCAGGACAACCUCUUUCUCAUCAGUGUCCUCAGUGGAGAGCGCAGGGAACUGGCGCAACCAGCUGGCAGUUGGCCUGACUGACUACGACACACCCAACAUACCUCAGUACUCUCAACACGCAGUUCCUUCUUCGCCAUAUAAUCGCAGCCCCACACACAACAGAUGUUCUCCCGAAAACAGAGUAUUGGGCUCUGACACAAAGCCUAAUAAAUGUGAGUCAGUUGAGGUGGUUGGCGCUGACGCAUCAGACAACCAUUCUAGCACUUAAGGAUUUUACCUGGGCAACAGCUACACGAGCAUCCAGUGAUGACUACCAAACAACAUUUUUGGAACACAAAAAAAGCCAUGGCCAGCAGCGCAUGAAAAGGAUGACAAUUAAACACAGGCUUUCCAUCCUAUGACUAACCUCUGAACCCAGGGUGCCUUCGAUCGGGUGGAUUGUAGAGGCAAGACUUUGUCUCGAAAUUUCUAAAUGUUGCACAACCCCACUGGCUUGUACUUGAGGUAUAAAAGAAACAAUUUGUUUGCAUUGAAUCUAACAUAAACAUGAACUAGCUGCUGUCUUAUGCUGAACAGCAGGUUAAAAAAAAAAAAUCACCUGUUCCAUAAAAUCAGUCUUAAUUGGAUGAUUCAGACUGUGAAUGUCACACUUAAUGUGAUCGUUCAUUAGAGCAGACCGUGUACAAGAAGUAGAGGAAUUUCCUUCCUUCCAUUCUUUAAACCUGGAAUCUGAAUGUAUUGUCAAUAUUGUUAAUAGUUAGUCUUUUGUCAGUUAGUGCUGUGAUGUGAUUGAACGUGCAUGUGGAGAAAGUCUGUUUUGAUAAGAACUUUGAUAAGAACAAGACCACUGCCAUAAAAAACAAAUUUGUUUUCUCACACAUUUGUACAGCCUGUGCAUAGUUCUGAGUAUCUUGUGAUGUGUCAUGAUGAAAUAUUUUCCACUGCGAAGAAGGAUUAAUAAAUAAUUGUGCAACUCAUAAA
Phyllopteryx taeniolatus (common seadragon) is the source of this 3779-nucleotide messenger RNA. It is a transcript of the gene frmd4bb, whose product is annotated as FERM domain containing 4Bb. The record is from RefSeq and is a predicted model, not a curated record. The transcript has 24 exons. Bases 133 to 3066 code for a protein of 977 amino acids. Gene Ontology annotation, cellular component: bicellular tight junction; adherens junction; cytoskeleton. Gene Ontology annotation, biological process: establishment of epithelial cell polarity. Lineage: Eukaryota; Metazoa; Chordata; Actinopteri; Syngnathiformes; Syngnathidae.